UAAAUCUGCAGACAGGCCACCAUGGAAAAGAAAACGUUCCUGUGUGUUUUAUACAUUAUACUAUUGACUGCCCCUGGUCCAAUUCUAGCCAGCAGACCAGAACAUGAAGAAUCCAGAAACAAACGACAGGCCCAGGCUCUUUUACCAAUAGCGUCUUAUGCUGGAAUGACUGUGUCUGCUCCGCUAUUCCUAGCGCUGGUGGCAGCUUAUGGCAUCUACCAAGUAACUAGAUAUGCUAUAAAGAAAGCAAAAAGUACAGCAACGACUUCAAGUGAUUCCCGUAGUCAUACUUGUGGCGGCUGGUAUAAAGAUGGUUGGUGUAGACCACAAUGUCGAUCAAACGAGUACGAAGAUUGGCGAUCCUCGGACGUAUGUGGAGGCUGGAAAUGCUGCAAAGUGCGCUAGUGUAAUUAAUAAUGUUGAAGCUUUAAUAAAUGUACCUUAUUUUGUCACGUGUACAUUAAUUAUGGACUUAACUUUUCCUUUCAUUUCGUUGCUUUACUUGAAUAAAAUCAUUUCAAGUG
This is a messenger RNA of Saccostrea echinata, 524 nucleotides long. Its product is annotated as big defensin-like. The transcript is spliced from 3 exons. The coding region runs from base 22 to 405 and encodes 127 amino acids. NCBI's taxonomy places the organism in Eukaryota, Metazoa, Mollusca, Bivalvia, Ostreida, Ostreidae. The record is from RefSeq and is a predicted model, not a curated record.